Prorocentrum cordatum is the source of this 930-nucleotide messenger RNA. Lineage: Eukaryota; Dinophyceae; Prorocentrales; Prorocentraceae. The record is from the annotation of a GenBank genome assembly.
CACGGCCUGGAGUUGAGCACUGAUUACACUGGCUGGAUGUGCACUGAGGACACCAUUCAGUUCCAUCUUGAGUCCAUGCAGUCCUUGACGUCCGAUGGCUGGACACACGUUUACUCAUUCAGGGGUGAUGUCAGGGAUGUGGUCCAGAAGGUGCGCGCGUGUGACAUCGACCCUUUGGUCCACGAGCUGCUUAUGUCCAGGCCCUUGCUGCACCAACCGAAGACAUUGAUGGCUGAUGUUCACCAUAAAGUGCCGGAUUGGGCUUACAACGCUAUGUUCAAGAUACAGGAAAAACAUGGUGUCAAUGAGUAUACCCACGAUUGUCAGUUGGAGUUCUUGUUUAAGCACCGCCAUGUGUUGUUCAACAGGUGCUCAUCUUUCAUCGACGUUAUGUCAGGAGACGGCCACCCAAGCUGCCGCACGUACAAUAUCUGGCUGGUAGAGCGCCUGGCGCUUGCUGAACAGUACGCUGAGGAUGGUUUUUUCCACGAGAACUCUGCUUCGUUUCCAUACUGGCGGAAGUUCGCCAAGCUGCACGACUCACACCGCAUCUUCACCAUCAAGGCGAAUCCGUUGAACAGUGGCUGGGGUUUGUCCAGGGAUCGGUGCUUGACCUUCGGCUUGAGCACCAGGACGGCGGUGUGGUGCGGGCCGCAGUCUAUUGAUGAUGUCCAGGCCGAGUUCGACUCCCUGUUCGGCUGCCUGAUUCCCAAUUGCGACAGCGACACCUUCUUCAUAGACUCCGAGAGCGGGGUGCUGAGUAUGCUUCGAGAGCGGCUGGCUCGCCGUGGGAACUUCGUCAAAGACGACGUGGACCUGAAGAACUUCGACUGGAAGGCCGUGCUGACGCCGGGGCAGCGCUCCCGGCUGACCGCGCUGGAGGCCACGAAGUGCGGCCGCGAGGGUUUAUCAGGAUUGUUUGAGACUUGA